Molecule: messenger RNA, 2837 nt
Organism: Girardinichthys multiradiatus
Lineage: Eukaryota; Metazoa; Chordata; Actinopteri; Cyprinodontiformes; Goodeidae
Gene: slc46a3
Product: solute carrier family 46 member 3
Exons: 6
Coding region: 180-1649 (489 amino acids)
Biological process (GO): vacuolar transmembrane transport
Cellular component (GO): lysosomal membrane
Molecular function (GO): transmembrane transporter activity
Source: RefSeq, a predicted model, not a curated record
UUUUCCAAUCAGAUACGACCAGAGGCGGGAUAACCGGUUUUCAUAACACUUCUCACUUGUACAUAUAUAACAAGAGCUCCAGACCCGUCGUAAACAUAACAGUGUUUGAAUGUUAUUACCUAGCAAUAACAUGUUUGGACCGGCUUUUUAAGCAGGGACUUCAGUUUAGCCCCCUCAAGAUGAAGCGCCUUUACCUGGUGGAGCCGGUGGUGGCUCUCUAUGCUUUUAGCAGCUUUCUCAUCUACCCGCUUGUGCAGCAGUAUGUGUACAGGAGGCUUUGGCAGCAGCUGACCAACACCACCUAUCCAGUCUCUGAUAACACCUCCAGAUGUGCACCAAGUAACAGCAGCAGCAACCACACUAAUUUCCAUAAGGAGGUGCAGAAGCAGGCGUCUAUUUUCUCCCUUUAUUCCGAGCUCCUCUCCACAGCCCCGUCUUUGAUAGUCACCCUUUUGUUGGUGGCCUAUAGCGACCGGGGGGGACGCAAAAUCACCAUCAUCAUGCCCCUGAUCGGCAUGCUGAUCUAUACAACCACCUUCUUGACUGUGUCCUUCUUUGAGCUCAACGUCUACCUUCUAAUUGGCUCUUCGUUCCUCAGUGCUAUGUUCGGGGGUAUCAGCACCUUUCUUGGGGGCUGUUUUGCCUACAUAGCAGACUUGUGCCAGGACGACCGGCAGAAGACGCUGCGCAUGGCUGGAGUGGACAUGAUGAUUGGUCUGUUGUCUGGCUUGGCCGCAAUAUCUACUGGCUACUUUCUGAGAGCUGCAGGUUUUAACUGGCCUUUCCUAACUUCAGCCUUGUGCCAGUGUCUGAUCCUAAUCUAUGCAGUUUUUAUCCUAGAGGAGACUGUGAAAAAGACUCCUGCUAAUGGCAGUAACUUAGACGGGUCUCCCCAGCGCCCUAGCUUGAGACAGUUGAUCUUUGGGCUCUGUCAGAUCUUUGCAAGGGCGAGCUACAGGUGUAAAACAGUUUUGGCCCUACUGAUGAUCAUCUUCACCAGCUUCAUCUUUGCCUACGUUGGAGGCAUCUCCUUGGUGACGUUGUACGAGCUAAACGAGCCGCUGUGCUGGACUGAGAUUCUGAUCGGCUAUGGCUCAGCACUGUCCACCACGGUGUUCCUGACCAGUUUCUUGGGAGUGUCAGCGUUCACAUACUGUGGUGUUCCACAGCUGCUCAUUGUCGUGCUGGGGAUCCUGUCUGUGGCGUCGGGGUUGAUCAUGGUGGCAUUCGCAAAGACCACAGUGCUGAUGUUUUUAGCGAGAAUCCCCAUGCUUCUUUCCAUCAUGCCUUUCCCUGUUCUGCGCUCGGUGAUGUCAAAGAUCAUCUCCAAGUCUGAGCAGGGAGCCCUGUUUGCUUAUCUUUCCUUUCUGGAGGGCUUAUUUAACAAUGUUGGAUCUGCAGUCUUCAGCAGUAUCUAUGCUGCCACGGUGGGGUGGUACCCUGGUUUUGCCUUCCUUUUAGCUGCGGGAUUUUGCGUCAUCCCUUUAUCUGCCCUUGGGGCAGUGGCAUUUAUCGGAAUGGAUGUCUCCACUGAACCCAGAAGGUCAGAAGAUUUAACCUCCAAGGAGGACGGCCAGGCUGAGAAUGAAAAUGAAACCAGUCCUCUUCUAAACUCUUCUUCCAUCAACACCUCAGCAGCCCCUUGUUAGAUUAUUUGCCUUUCAAGUACUUCAGCAACUCUCGUUUUCAGUUUUUUGGUUUAAUACCAAAGAUAAGUUCCAGUUUUUUGUUGUUUAACUGGUUUUGAUGCAGUGCUUCUUCAUUUUGCAGGAACUUUGUUGCUCAGUUAGCAACCAAGGUUUUAAUUCCUCAAGACUGAUCUUCAGUCAGAAAUGUCAUUUAAUGACGAUAAUUAUGUUUUAGAAGGAGAAAAUGAGCUUUAUCUUUCUCAGGGAAAUAUAAGCGUGUGGCUGUAUUAGAGAUGUAUAAUUAUUUUUUUAACUUCUGGUUGAUUAAUGUGCGGUGUAACUGAUUAUUGCAAUGUCAUUUCCAGAGUUACAUCUCCUUCCAACAUGUUACAAUUAUUAACUUUUGACUGUCAAUUUAUUAAUUUGUUUGGCCAACUGAAGCUGCUUUUUUCAUACAGUUUGCAGCAAUCCAUUUGACCACAUUCACAACUUUUCUCAAAUAGCCAAGGCACAAAAAUGAAUCUUGCCAAAAAAAUCUCCAUGUUAACUAAUACCAGAAUGGUGUGAAUAAUAGUUUUAGUUUUACAGUUUUAUUUAGAUCAGAAUUUUUUUUUUUUCAAAAAUAUUUGCAUGAAAUGUUGUUACUUUAUGUGUUACAUACUUUCUGUCUUCUGGUCUGUUUUCAGUUAUAAUUAAAUGUAAAAGUGUGAAAAAUAUGAAAGUAAUUAAAAACAAAAUAUUACAUUAGGGAAGAAGGAGUUAGAAGGGAAACAAACCAUUGACUUUACAACUCAUGUAUUUGUGCUUAAGAACAAUUGCUUUUUUUAAAAUAAGAAUUUGAUGAGAAGAGUAUGUUACUUUAAUCCUUUUCUGAAGAAGCCUUGCUUAUUAGGUGAGCACAGUGGCUUUGGAUGGAAACGGUCACUGAGGAACUAAAAUGUUUCUCAGUUCAGGUACACAUAUCCUGGGCAUGGCAGUUAUCAAUACUGUGUGUUGUAAUCUUCAACAUGAAAAAUAAUCUGUAGAGAUGACCUUAGCUUACAGAGAAACACCCACAAGAAUUGAUAUCUUGAUUCCAAAUGUUACCAAAAUGAAGACAUUCUACAACACUUCAUGAAUCAAAGGUUAGGUUGAGGAAAUGUGACUUCUAUAUCACGAAGCACUUUAUAUUAGUUAAAGUAUCGUAAUAAAAUGAGCACAUUAAACAGU